AUGCUCGCGUUACUUCUCUUGGUUCAUAAUGCUGCUGGUAAAGACACGCAAAAAGAUGUUCCAACAAUCCAGCCCAUAGUAUCUUGUCCUGACGUCGGUUAUUAUUUCAAACGAGAUGUAAACCCUAAUUCCAUAAGCCCAGGACCAUGCAACUUAUGUUUCUGCCAAGAUAAUGCUACAGCAGUCUGUUGGCCAAGAGAUAGCUCAAGAUGUGAUCCUAAGCAUUAUUCUUAUUAUGGUAAAAGAAAAAGAGAGAAUAGAGAGAAGAGGAGUCCAGCUUUCACCGAUAUCUUCUUUCGUGAUGCAGCUAGAGAAGUUUUUCACAGACAAACUCCAGAACAAUGUAAGCCAUAUGAGUCCAGUUUCAGUGAAGGAUGUCCACCUGCUGAUUGGUGUAUCGGAUGCACGGUAUGUGACUGUGAUGCUAACGGACGAUGGGACUGCCAUACACUGAGUUUCUGUCCAGAUAAGAAAGGCAAACAAGUGGUAAAGAAAAAAAGGAAUUCGCAGAGAAGUAGACGACAGUUAGCGAAGGGAAAACAUACUGUUAAAACAACAAAAAAACCUGCUAAAACCUUAACAAAAAAACCUAGUAAAACAAUAAAGAAAUCAAACAAAAAUGUCGUCAAACAAAACAAAGUUAAAAUAAAUACAAAGCAACAAGUUAAAAACUCGAAAAACAAUCAUCAUAAAAACAAUGCUAAUAAGAAAGGUAGUGCUAAGAGAGCAUCUCCUGUGAAGAAAACAAAGAAACCGUUUCAAAACAAAAAAGUCCCACCCAAAAAGAAAAUCCCAAACAAAAAGAUUCAACAAAGUAAAAAGUCUAUGAGUACCAAAACUAAACCAGUUCCAGUAAACAAAAGGAACACUUUCGAUCCAAGCGAGACAGUUAAAUACACAAAAAUGAUUUUAAAUAGGGUGAUGGAUUCCGUAAACAAAGUUGUGAAUGAAACUCAAAAGUCCUUUCAAAAAGACAAGUCACUGAAGAAAAGUCCAUCCUCUAAGCACACUAAUAAUGUAUAUGAUAAAAAUAAACAUAAUAAUGGUAAAAAAAUAAGCAAAUGGCAUCAAGUGAAAAAUAUGCCACCGAGUAGAAAAGAAAAGAGGUCAAGACGUAAACGACAAGUGAUUACUGAAAAUAAAAUCCAAAAAGUAAGCGACGGAAUAGACAUUCUUAUAGAAGCUAUUAAAAGUGCUCCCGAUAUAAAAUCUUUUAACAAGAUAGUCUUUGAUAAUAAAAUUGUUCAAACAAACCAAAAUAUUAUAUCAACUACAGAAACCCGUUUAGCGGUUCACCACAGUUCACCUUUCUAUAACGUUAAUAAAAAUAUAGAAAAAGUUCAUUUUCACCAAGUCAACGACAGCGUAAAAGAGUUCGAUUCAAUUGAUGCGGACGAAGGUUAUGGAGAUAUAUACGAUUAUAAUAAAACAUAUCCACAAAAAGAACUCAAAGUAAAUAGAUUUUUCGAUAUUGAAGUUACUGAAAAAAUUAUAGACACAACAAUGGGACCGAAAGUAUACGUUGCUGAUAAUGACGACGAAAAAAUCAAUAUUAUAUUAGACAGAUAUGAAAGUGAUAAAAGUGAUGAUAAAAGAGGUUUCGAAGUUUUCACAGAUGAUACGGAUGAAGAAGGUCCAAUAAUAUCUAGUAGUCGAACUCCAGAAGUAGAAACAGAAUUGGACAUAGAAGCAGUGACCCAAAGAACUCCAAAGCGUACAACGAUACCGCCACAAGUGAUAGAAAUAAAUGAAAAGCAUUCCAUACACGAUUCAAAAUCGGAUAAACAAGCAAAUUUAGAUUGGACGGAAUUAGAGAAUUCAAGUCGUGAAGAAGAAAGAAAAGAUAUUGUUGAAAGGAAGGUAAGCACAACGCAAACUCCAAUACAACUGGUUACGCGUACUUUGAAAAAACCUGCACAUAAAUAUGCCGAUCCAACAAGCAGCGCUUCAAGAGAGGAAGAAGAAGCACAAGCGAAAACAGUUAACCCCGAGUAUGUGAUGCAUAAGAAACAAUUAAAUCUUCUUAAUUCAUUAGAUUAUGAAACAGAAAAAUCAGUAAUAGAUGCUGAAUCAAAGGAAGACAAAUAUAACUCUGAGACAUUCUCAUUCAUGUAG
Danaus chrysippus (African queen) is the source of this 2115-nucleotide messenger RNA. Lineage: Eukaryota; Metazoa; Arthropoda; Insecta; Lepidoptera; Nymphalidae. The record is from the annotation of a GenBank genome assembly.